AUGGGAAACUGCUGCCUAAAGCCUGUAGAUAAUCUUUCUACCACUAUUAAGCUUUCUAACCCUCCUGCAGCAUCCAAGAAACCUAGUACUUCUCUCAUCAAUAACGCCAAGGUGGUUCAUGCCGAGGGAACCACGAACGGUGGCGGCGGCGGUGGUGCUGGAAAAGAGGAAGUGGCAACAAGUGGGAAAAUUAUAACACCCAAUUUGAAAAUGUACAGUUUUGCGGAAUUGAAAAGCACAACGAGAAAUUUUAGACCAGAUACAAUAUGGGGGGAAGGAGGAUUUGGUAGAGUUUUCGAAGGUUGGGUUGAUAACAAGACAUUAGCUCCUUCUAAAGUUGGCAUCGGAAUGGCAGUUGCUGUCAAAAAAUCUAAUCAAAUAGCCUGCAAAGUCUCAAGGAAUGGCAGUAAAAAUUUAAGUUAUAUAUACGGACAGUUGAAAAACUUGUUGGAGAAAGUUGAUCAUAUAUUUCAACAGUGA
Messenger RNA from Nicotiana tabacum (common tobacco), 480 nucleotides. The record is from RefSeq and is a predicted model, not a curated record. Lineage: Eukaryota; Viridiplantae; Streptophyta; Magnoliopsida; Solanales; Solanaceae.